AUGAACGGCACGAAUGGCACAAACGGGCACCACGCUGCCCCGCCAACUCUCAAAAGAGCCGAAGAAGUUGAGGAUCUACUCGAUGCUGUGAAGGGUCUCAUUGUCCCCUACAUCAGGGUGGCCGACGAGGCUGCUGGCCAGAAAGCUGGCGGGAACACUUCAGUCAACAUCGACGGAGUACCACGUAAUGUCUUGGUCGAUACACACAAGCCUGCGGCGCUGGUUGAGAAGCUGAAGCUGUCCCUCCCCGAGGGUGAUGGCCUCGGCAAGGAAGGUCUGCUUGAUGUUGUGCAGAAGAUUCUAAGUUACAGCGUCAACACCUGGGACCAGGGUUUCAUGGACAAGUUAUAUGCGAGCAACACUCCGCUCCACGUGUAUCAAGUCUCGCCGGCCUUGAGUAUCACUGAGAAGAUCACAGCUAGAAAGUUUGCCAAUCUUUUCGGUUUCAACGGGCCUCGGGCGGGAGGAGUCACCUGCCAAGGCGGAAGCUCGUCCAACUUGACUUCUCUGGUUGUUGCCCGCAGUGCUCUCUACCCGGAAACAAAGACUUCAGGAAACGGCUCGUAUGACUUCGUUGUGUUCACCAGCGCACACGGCCACUAUUCCGUUGAGAAAAGCGCCCUCACCUGUGGACUCGGCGCGUCGAGCGUCUGGGCGGUACCGAUCGAUUCUGCUGGACGCAUGAUUCCCGAAGCCCUUCGUGAGCUUGUUCUCCGCGCCAAAGCGGAAGGCAAGACACCUCUGUAUGUCAACUCUACAGCCGGAACAACGGUAAUGGGCUCGUACGAUCCAUUUGAGGAGAUCUCGAGUAUCUGUAAGGAGUUUGGCAUGUGGUUCCACAUCGACGCAAGCUGGGGAGGGCCAGCAAUCUUCUCGGAGAAGCAAAAGUCGAAACUGAGGGGUUCCCAUCUGGCCGAUUCGCUGACGGUCAACCCGCACAAGAUGAUGAACGUGCCGGUGACGUGCUCGUUUCUUCUCACACCGGACGAGAAGGUAUUCCACAAAGCCAAUACUCUGCCAGCGGGGUACUUGUUCCACAACGUGGACGAGACCGAAGAUGUGUGGGAUCUGGCAGACCUGACCCUCCAAUGUGGUCGUAGGGGCGACAGUCUCAAGUUGGCCUUGGCGUGGAUCUAUUACGGUGCUGCUGGAUUCGAACGACAGAUUGACCACGCCUUCUCGCUGGCUGAACAUCUCACAACGCUGGUCGAACAGAGCAGUAACUUCGUCUUGGUUUCGUCGAACCCACCACCAUGCUUGCAGGUCUGCUUCUAUUACGCACCGGAUGGCCAGCUUGCGAAGGAUGCAGAGACAAACACCAGACGUACCAGCCAGAUGGUAUCAAAGCUCAUUGAGCGUGGUUUCAUGGUCGACUAUGCUCCGGGCGAAAGAGGCAGCUUCUUCCGAGUGGUUGUCAAUUGCCAGACCCUCAAGGGAACCGUUGAUGGGCUGGUCAAGGCGUUGGAGGAGGUUGGCAAGGAGGUCGUAGUGUAG
This is a messenger RNA of Colletotrichum spaethianum, 1494 nucleotides long. RefSeq names its product L-aspartate decarboxylase dtxS4. Gene Ontology annotation, molecular function: carboxy-lyase activity; pyridoxal phosphate binding. NCBI's taxonomy places the organism in Eukaryota, Fungi, Ascomycota, Sordariomycetes, Glomerellales, Glomerellaceae. Gene Ontology annotation, cellular component: cytoplasm. The transcript has 3 exons. Gene Ontology annotation, biological process: carboxylic acid metabolic process. Bases 1 to 1494 code for a protein of 497 amino acids. The record is from RefSeq and is a predicted model, not a curated record.